This is a messenger RNA of Rodentolepis nana, 1479 nucleotides long. NCBI's taxonomy places the organism in Eukaryota, Metazoa, Platyhelminthes, Cestoda, Cyclophyllidea, Hymenolepididae. The record is from the annotation of a GenBank genome assembly.
AUGUGCUCAUCAGCGAUUGGAGAAAAUGACUAUUCCCUGCCACCGGCUUUGGAUUUACAGCUCGAUAAGAGCGUUUUCAAACGAAAAGAGAUAUUUUUCGCUGUUGGGCUACCUCUAGGUAGAGAAUUCAAAAACAUUUGCUCUAAAAUUCAACGCUUCGGCCCGGGCUAUAUUUCUCUGCCCAAGUUCAACAAAAUCUACGAAGACUCGAAUGGAAUCAAACGCAAACUUGUUCCAGUUCGAAGCAUUGAGGACCCCAAAGAUUGGGAAUUUCUUCGAGAACUUAAUAUCGACAUACCAGAGGCGCCAGAUGAAGAAAUUCGUUAUUUGAAAUCUCAUCCAGACGCUGCUCUCAUUGAGAAUUGUUCUCCAAACCAAGGGGGAUUGGAUAACAUAUUGCCUUCAAAACCAUCAGCCUUUCGUCUUUCCAUAGAUUACGAAAAUAUUACAUUUGAACGUGCUAUUAAAACCGUUUUACCACCCGAUAUGGACUCUGUUACUAGCUUCUCAUUGGUUGGCCAUGUGGCUCAUUUUAACCUGAAACCCGCCGCUCUUCCUUACCGCAAGUUGAUCGGUCAAAUAGUUAUCGAUAAACUACCGCAUGUGCGGACUGUAGUUAACAAGGCAGCUAAAAUCGAUACAGAAUUUCGCACAUUUGCUGUGGAUUUAAUGGCAGGCGAAGAGAACUAUCUCACAGAGGUCAAAGAAAAUGGAGUCACUUUCCAUCUUGAUUUCUCUAAGGUCUAUUGGAAUUCUCGCCUUGGAACCGAACAUACAAGAAUUGUGGAUGAGAUUAAAGGGGUUGCCAAGCUCUCUGAGACUAAACCGGUUGUAGUGUAUGAUGUAUUUGCUGGCGUUGGACCCUUCUCCUUACCCCUAGCCCGUUCAGAUGCAUGUGAGGUCUUAGCGAAUGAUCUUAACCCCGUUUCAUUUCAUUUUCUCAAAGAAAAUGUUCGUAAAAAUAGCUCAAGGAAACACCCUCUUACUGAAGACAAAAUCCAGUGUUUCAAUCUGGAUGGACGCGAAUUUAUCAAACAGGUAGUGCUUCCACAUUUCGAGACGGCAUUACAAUCUGAUGUGUCUCGGUUCUUCAUGUUGAUGAACCUCCCGGGCUUGGCCAUAGAGUUUCUUGACGUAUUCCGAGACUUUUGCCUUGAAAAUGGUACAUCUAGACCUAUUCAUACUCGAUGCUACUGUUUCAUUCGACACACUUUAGAAGGUGGCACUUCUAAGGCCCUAAAACAUCAAGAGGCGGAUACGUUGGCCCGUGAAAGGGUCUGUGGGGCGUUGGGUAUUGAUCCUGCGUCUAUAUUGCUCGAUAACUCCCAAUGCACAUCUUCACUUCCUUGUGGAAUUCAUUUGACGAGCUGGAAUGUGCGUUUUGUAAGAAAUACAGCCCCACUGAAGGAUAUGUAUUGCCUUGAAUUCGACCUACAACUUCCUUGUGACAGAGGAUCAAAACGUCCUAGAAUAGAGUAA